GCAGUUCAAAGUCAUCCUUGCCUACAUAGGAAUUUGAGGGGCUACAGGAAACCCUUGUCUCACAAAAGUAAAAAUAAAAACAGUUGAGAGGUGCAGGAUGACCCCAAAGUCAGGAAGACCAUGGCUGUAUUUCUAAGCUGAAAGUCUUCUUAGGAAAUGGUGCUCACUGAAGAUCUUCAGGCCCCCAACCCCCACCGUCUCAUACUCACAUGCAUGUACCCUUUUGGUAUAUCACCAGGAAUAUAGAGCUGGCUGUGGACCACUGGCUGGCCAUUCAGUUCAAGAUGCCUAAAACGGUUCUGUUAAUGGAGGAGGGUGUAUGCCAUACAUUAUUAUUCAUUAACUAAAUGUGUUUCCCAGAUGAGUUCCUCCCAGAAGUGAGGAACUACCACGCUAGGUGGCUGACCACUAGGGAGAGGGUCACUAGUACAUAAGGGGAGGUCUCUCAGUAGAAGCUACUCAGGAUGUGCCAAGUCCCACCCCCAGAGGUGGAGCCAAGACAGCCCUGCUAGCCUGGGCUCCUCCAUCCCUCCAGGAACUCAGGCCAGGGCAGAGUCUGGGCAGACAAGCCUGGUUCCUGUUGUCCCCAGCAUAGAAGCACCAUGCACUCGUUGGCCAGGAUACCAGAUGAGGUCCGAAGCCCUGCAAGAAGAGCUGCUGUGACUCCCUGACCCUCAGAGAAAAGCUCAGCUGGUGAGCACCACCUGUCCCUAACAGCCAUGCAUGCCGACUGCAGCUCCAAGCCUCCCCCAUGCCAAGACCCAAGAUGACACCCAACAGCACCGGGGAGGUGCCCAGCGCCAUUUCCAUGGGGGCUCUGGGGCUCUCCCUGGCCCUGGCAAGCCUCAUUGUUGUCGCCAACCUGCUCCUGGCCCUGGGCAUCGUCAGAGACCGCCACCUGCGCAGCCCACCCGCGGGCUGCUUCUUCCUGAGCUUGCUGCUGUCAGGCUUGCUCACAGGGCUGGCACUGCCCAUACUACCCGGGCUGUGGAGCCACAGCCGCCGAGGCUACUGGCCCUGCCUCCUUCUGCACUUGGUCCCCAACUUCUCCUUCCUCUCCCUGCUGGCCAAUGUGCUUCUGGUACAUGGGGAGCGCUGCGUGGCAGUGUUACAGCCACUCCGGCCCCGGCCCUGUGGGAACAUACAGCUGGCCCUCCUUCUCACCUGGGCCAGCCCCCUGCUCUUUACCAGCCUGCCUGCUCUGGGCUGGAACCACUGGAGCCCCGAUGCCAACUGCAGCUCCCAGGCUGUCUUUCCAGCCCCCUACCUCUACCUCGAAGUCUAUGGGCUCCUGCUGCCUGCUGUGGGGGCUGCUACCCUUCUCUCAGCCCGUGUGUUAGUCACGGCCCACCGCCAGCUACAGGAUAUCCGACGACUGGAGCGGGCAGUAUGCCGCAACGCACCCUCUGCCCUGGCCCAGUCUCUCACCUGGAGGCAGGCCAGGGCGCAGGCGGGGGCCACACUGCUCUUCACACUGUGCUGGGGGCCCUAUGUGGCCACACUGCUCCUGUCAGUCUUGGCCUACGAGAAGCGCCCACCACUGGGGCCUGGAACUCUGUUGUCCCUCAUCUCGUUAGGCAGUGCCAGUGCAGCGGCUGUGCCUGUGGCCAUGGGUCUAGGUAAUCGACGUUACACAGCCCCCUGGAGGGCUUCCACCCAAAGAUGGCUGCAGGUGAUUCGGGGAAGAGCCAACAGGAAUAGUCCAGGCCCCAGCACCGCCCACUACACCACUAACCAAAGCAGCAUUGAUCUGGACUUGAGGUAGAGGAAGGGCUGGGGCUGCCUCCUUAGAGCAUCUGUCCAUCUCACAUGCCCUACUUCAGAUUGGAGCCCCUACCCCAUGAGACCUACCCUAACCAAAUAAAGCUCCUCUGGCCACCACCACUGGAUAUCUCAUCCAGAUUUCAGAAAGGGAGGCAGGCAGACUGACUCAAAGACAGAGCACCAAGGGAGAUUGUACCU
Nannospalax galili (Upper Galilee mountains blind mole rat) is the source of this 1962-nucleotide messenger RNA. RefSeq names its product G protein-coupled bile acid receptor 1 (gene Gpbar1). Gene Ontology annotation, molecular function: G protein-coupled bile acid receptor activity. Gene Ontology annotation, biological process: G protein-coupled receptor signaling pathway. The record is from RefSeq and is a predicted model, not a curated record. The transcript is spliced from 2 exons. Bases 752 to 1765 code for a protein of 337 amino acids. Gene Ontology annotation, cellular component: membrane. NCBI's taxonomy places the organism in Eukaryota, Metazoa, Chordata, Mammalia, Rodentia, Spalacidae.